Molecule: messenger RNA, 1355 nt
Organism: Homo sapiens (human)
Lineage: Eukaryota; Metazoa; Chordata; Mammalia; Primates; Hominidae
Gene: DYNLT4
Product: dynein light chain Tctex-type 4
Exons: 2
Coding region: 580-1245 (221 amino acids)
Cellular component (GO): microtubule organizing center; motile cilium; acrosomal vesicle
Source: RefSeq, a predicted model, not a curated record
AGAAGCCAAAGCCUGCGGGUGACUCAGGUGCCUGAGGGAGUUUCGGGAGCAGAGGGCAGCCAUCUCAGAACUGAUUCUGGAGGAAGUGGGAUCAGAGGCCAAAGGCAGAAGGUGGAAGGGGGCUUCAUGAGUCAUCUGCCCUCAGCCUGGGCCAGGUGUAGGGGAGAUCUUUGUGCCAGCCACCCUAGAGUAGAUCUGGGUGGAAGAUGACUGGAUUCAACACCCCCAGGGCUGGAAGGAUCUGUGGGGUUGAAGGAGCUGAGUCUGUCAGUCCUUCCUGGUUAGGGGUUGGAGGCUCUGCCUCCACAGUCCAGGCUGAGGCAGAGGCCUGCCUCUCCUUCCAGAGAAGUCGGGUGGAAGGGAGAAAUGGCAGUCUCUAAGACUCCGAGCGUACCUGGCUAACUUCCAUAGUGCCCAGAGAAGGAGCUCAGUCGGCAAGGACUAGCCGAGGAUCCCAGUCCUAGCAGCCUCCUGUCCCCUGCUCAUGUGUCUAACAGCCUUUAACCUUCUCAGCACCUAGGAACCCAGGCAGCCUGGGACUAUCUGAUCCACUUGUUCUAAAACACAGCCAGCAGGUCCAUGGCCAGCAGGCCUCUGCCCCCGGGACGCCAGGAGGAGGAGAAUGCCAAAGACUCCGGGCGGAAACCCUCACCGGUGCGGCCCCGAGGCUGCCUGCCCAGCAUUGAUGAGGCCCGACCGGCAGGUCCAGGUCCAGCCCCGGCCUCGCGCCGGGGCUCCAUGCUGGGCCUGGCCGCGUCCUUCUCCCGCCGCAACUCGCUGGUCGGGCCAGGCGCGGGUCCUGGGGGUCAGCGGCCAUCCCUGGGCCCGGUGCCCCCUCUGGGCUCAAGGGUCAGCUUCUCAGGGUUGCCCCUGGCGCCCGCCCGUUGGGUGGCGCCCUCCUACCGCACGGAGCCAGUGCCCGGGGAGCGCUGGGAGGCUGCGCGUGCACAGCGUGCCCUGGAGGCGGCGCUGGCCGCAGGGCUGCACGACGCGUGCUACUCCAGCGACGAGGCCGCGCGGCUGGUGCGGGAGCUCUGCGAGCAGGUGCACGUUCGCCUGCGCGAGCUCAGCCCGCCACGCUACAAGCUGGUAUGCAGUGUGGUGCUGGGGCCGCGCGCGGGCCAGGGCGUUCACGUGGUCAGCCGUGCGCUCUGGGACGUGGCGCGCGAUGGGCUGGCCUCGGUCUCCUACACCAACACCUCGCUCUUCGCGGUGGCCACGGUCCACGGGCUCUACUGCGAGUGAGGGGGAGUCCAAUUCUGCAAAAUUGUUUAUUAUCCUAGGAGGAGGCCCCCCUGGGGCUCACAUCCCAAUAAAUAAGUGUCUGACAAUAAAUAAAAGUGGUCCAUAAAUAA